AUGAAGCGCGAGUGGGAGGAAGCUUGGGAAAAGACCAGGUGCGACAGAGAACUAUUCAAAAUCGGAGCCCGGCCAGGAAAAGCGACACUCGAUACUCACAGAGGAACACACAGAGCGAUCAGUUCGGCGAUCACACAGAUGCGCACAGGAAAGAUCGGCCUGCGUGCCUACCUCCACGCCAUCAACAAAGCCGACACCGAUGAGUGCCAGUGUGGCUACGGACCGCAGACCGCGCGACACAUCCUCCUGGAAUGUCGAAACUGGGCGGAGGAAAGACAGCGGAUGUGGGCAGGCAAGCUUCCAUGCGUGGACAUCAAGCGCAUUCUCUGUAGCUCGUCAAUGGCGGUACAAGCAGCAAAGAGUUGA
Messenger RNA from Arthroderma uncinatum, 366 nucleotides. RefSeq lists its product as uncharacterized. The record is from RefSeq and is a predicted model, not a curated record. The transcript has a single exon. Lineage: Eukaryota; Fungi; Ascomycota; Eurotiomycetes; Onygenales; Arthrodermataceae. The coding region runs from base 1 to 366 and encodes 121 amino acids.